UGUCCCCUCCUCUUCCGUAGUGUUAUAUAUAUUUCCCCUCCUUUUACGCUCUCUUCUCCUCCAAAAAGUAAAAGACAGGACAAGUGACCGGAGAAAAAGGGGGGCUUAAUUUACUAGCCGUAGUGUCAUUUCCCGGCCUGUUUUCCGGUCGAUGGCUUUGAUGAUAAACAGUACGAAAGCAUAGACGCUUGUCUAGCAGCGGGCAUUUUUGAGUUUCCUGCUACUAGUAAAUGGGUUGCUUUCACUCGAAAGUGACUAAGCAAUUCCCUGGACAUGAAGACCCUGUAGUUCUUGCUUCACAAACAGCUUUUACAGUCAGUGAAGUUGAAGCUUUGUUCGAGUUAUUCAAGAGCAUUAGCAGUUCCUUGAUUGAUGAUGGGCUGAUCAACAAGGAAGAGUUUCAGUUAGCUCUGUUUAAGAACAGGAAGAAAGAGAAUCUUUUUGCAAAUCAGGAGUCCAUUUCGGCUUAUUGUUUGAUACACUUUGAGAUAUUUGAUCUUUUUGAUGUUAAGCAAAAGGGAGUAAUUGAUUUUGGUGACUUUGUCCGAUCACUCAAUGUAUUCCAUCCUAACGCCCCUCAAGAAGACAAGAUUGAUUUUACAUUUAAACUCUAUGAUAUGGACAGGACAGGAUGUAUUGAACGACAUGAGGUAAAGCAGAUGUUAAUUGCUCUGCUGUGUGAAUCUGAGAUGAAGUUGGCUGAUGAAACCGUCGAGGCAAUACUUGAUAAGACGUUCUUGGAUGCUGAUGUUAAUCAGGAUGGAAAGAUAGAUAGAUGUGAGUGGCAGAACUUUGUUUCCCGGAAUCCGUCAUUACUGAAAAUCAUGACCCUUCCUUAUCUCAGGGACAUAACGACAACAUUUCCAAGCUUUGUUUUCAAUUCCGAGGUUGAGGAGGUUGCAACCUAGGAAAAUUGAUGUCAUGCUUAGUGAAUUUAUUUGAUUGUUGGAAGGAAAUUUUUGGCUUGAUUUGUCCACACAAGUUAACUAUGUGCAAAGGAUGACGUUGAUUUUUUUUUUGGAUGUUAGGGUAUAGUUGUCCACAUCAAUUAGGGUAGUAGUGGCAUAUAAUUAGUGUUGUAAUAGUGAAUAGAAGGUCUUACUCUCACAACCAUGAGGGUUGUUUAUUUAUAGCAUCAGAGAGACGAACCCUAAUGAUAUUACAUCAAGUGGGCUGGGCCCAAUACUAAUAUAUUCUAACACUCCCCUCAAGCUGGAGCAUAUAUAUU
Tripterygium wilfordii is the source of this 1228-nucleotide messenger RNA. RefSeq names its product calcineurin B-like protein 1. Gene Ontology annotation, biological process: calcium-mediated signaling. Gene Ontology annotation, molecular function: kinase binding; calcium ion binding. Lineage: Eukaryota; Viridiplantae; Streptophyta; Magnoliopsida; Celastrales; Celastraceae. The transcript has 10 exons. Bases 231 to 908 code for a protein of 225 amino acids. The record is from RefSeq and is a predicted model, not a curated record.